AUGCCCACACUCCGGUUUGCCCUCGCAGCUGUGGGCGAUCUCUUGUCCAAUCUCUUGUAUGGAUUUCAUGAAGUAGAUGCACCGACAAACGAGGAACUGACGACAGAACGCCGCAAGUCGAUCCAUGCUACUUGCCAGAAAUUUCUGGUCGAUCUGGUGGGUCCUGGCGAUUUGCUGGAUUCGCAAGUUCGCCAUGAGAUUGCCCAAGAAGCGUAUGCCGCCUUUGGCAGCCCUAUCAACAUGCAUACCGUCACUGUUCCCGAUGAGUCGUCGUUCUUUGAGUACAACCAGAAGGAGAUCCAACACAAGUUUGUGACAACGGGACCAUUUCGGGAGGUGACUUUGGCCAUUGUCAACUUUCAAAAGUUUUUGGACGAGGAGUUCUUUGAGCAGGUCGUUCAACACAUACAGACUGUCUACAAGGAACAUUCCAUGGAGGACUGCAGAGCCAUGGCUGUGGAGAUCACUAUUGUCGCGGCUGGAUGUGAUGCUGUCAGGACGUUCUAUGCUGCUGCUGGGAUUGACGAAUAUCCUCCUCUUCCGCCAAAGGCAAACCCAGAAGAACCAGCAAGGUUCGAAAGCGUAUCAGACUAUGCCUUGUCCCCCUUGAAGCAAGACGCAACAGCUUCUUGGGGACCAUUUAUGACGUAUCGCCAGAUCCGUCCAGAUGUCUUUCAAAGAUUCAACCUCCAUCCAAUCUGGUGGAAAUAUGCCAGCAUCCGGUCCGCUCCGCUCUGCAACUACACAGCAGCACCGCUGACGGCUCAGUCCGUCAUGAACUUUUUUGAAGAAAUGUAUGUGCCCCUCUUCUAUUUGGCACUCUUUUUGCGAGUGCCUGGACCGGGUCGUCACUUGGUCCGUGCACAGCUGGAACCAGCCAUUGUGGCCUAUUCGGCGGGCAAGCGUUGUCGCUUCUGA
Seminavis robusta is the source of this 918-nucleotide messenger RNA. NCBI's taxonomy places the organism in Eukaryota, Bacillariophyta, Bacillariophyceae, Naviculales, Naviculaceae. The record is from the annotation of a GenBank genome assembly.